UAUCCGUAUCCCACAAAUCCAUUGAUACAGUUGAAUACAUCCCUAGAUCUAACUCUCGUGGUCCAACGGCUGAGCCACCUUUGAACACAUUAAAUACCUUUGGUGGCCGAACCAACUCACUGUCCCCAAGUGAGUUUCCUGUUGACGAAUUUGCACGACCAAGUGCAAUGGACAUGCCUCAAAGGCAAACCAUAAAUGUCAUCCUGUGCCGUUAAGUUGAUUAACUUUGAAGUCAAGGCAGCAGCGCAUUUAGUGAAAGUCAGUUGCUAGCUCUUGCUCGGAGUAACAGAGGAACGGCUGAGCUUCUAAAAGUGGGGGUGAGUGCUCACUGGACGUGUUCAGCGAUAGCACAGCAAUGAGCACUCUCAUCUUCACCCUCAUCCUCAUCCUGUGUGCAUUCAUUGCAAGUCUCCAGACCAGUUUGGGAAUCACAAACCCUGAGGAUGCUGCUGCUCUGCGAUCUCUAAUGAGCGAGUGGCAGAACGUACCUCCAAGCUGGGGAACGACCGACGACCCUUGUGGAACGCCUUGGGAAGGUGUAUCAUGCAGCAAUUCUAGAGUCACCAUUCUGAAACUGUCAGCCAUGGGCAUCAAGGGUACACUGAGUGCAGACAUUGGUACGCUCAGCGCAUUGAAGACUUUGGAUCUAUCAUUCAACAGGGAGCUUGGUGGUCCACUAACUCAAAAUAUUGGAAACUUGAUGAAGCUGACCACCCUAAUCUUAGCUGGUUGCAGCUUUACUGGAAACAUCCCAGAUGAACUAGGAUCUCUACAAAUCCUCUCAUAUCUGGCUCUAAACUCAAAUCAGUUCACCGGCAAAAUCCCAGCUUCCACGGGCAUGCUCUCCAAUCUUUACUGGUUCGAUAUCGCAGAUAACCAGAUCAGUGGACCUCUACCAGUCUCCAACGAAAGAGAACCAGGAUUGGACCUGCUUCACCACACCAAACAUUUUCAUUUCAACAAAAAUCAAUUAUCUGGUUCCAUCCCAGAAAAGCUCUUCAGCUCAAACAUGACACUGUUACAUGUACUUUUUGAUGGAAACAGAUUAACUGGAGGAAUCCCAGAUUCCCUAGGUCUAGUCAAAACCAUUCAGGUUCUACGAUUGGACAGAAAUUCCCUAAGUGGACCAGUCCCAUCCAAUAUCAACAAUCUUACAAACAUCAACGAACUAAACCUAGCAAAUAACAAGUUGACGGGGUCAAUACCAAAUCUAAGUGGAAUGGAUAGCCUCAACUAUGUGGAUUUGAGCAACAACAGCUUUGAUAUCUCAGAAAGCCCAAUUUGGUUCUCGGAGCUCCAAUCACUCACUGCAUUAGUGAUACAAUCAGGACGGCUUUAUGGAAAGGUACCAGAAACCCUGUUCAGCUUCCCUCAGUUGCAGCAAGUGAUACUAGAUUUCAAUGAUUUUAGUGGCAUCCUUGAACUGGGCAUGUCUGUCAGCCAGCAACUACAACUCGUGAGCUUCAAAAAUAAUAAUCUCACAGGAGUCGAAUUGACACCCAAUUACACUAAAUCCUUGAUACUCGUAGGGAAUCCAGUUUGCGAUCAAUAUCCAACUACAAACUUCUGCACUCUUCGCCAGCAGCCGGCAGUUCCUUACUCGACCAGUCUUGGCAAUUGCGUGGGGAACUUAUGCCCCUCAAAUCAGAGUCCUAAUCCUCAGAGUUGCAUUUGUGCCUAUCCAUUUCAGGGAGUGAUGUACUUCAGAGCACCUCGUUUCCGAGAUGUGGGGAACAGAAUGCUGUUCCAACAACUCGAAAGUGAAUUGUGGACUAAACUUGGUCUGACACCUGGAUCAGUGUUCCUGCAAAAUCCAUUUUUCGACAGUGACUCUUAUAUGCAGUUACAACUUAAACUUUUCCCAUCCAAUGGAAUGUACUUCAAUAGGUCCGAGGUCCGACAGAUUGGGUUCGAUUUGAGCAAUCAAACAUUCAAGCCUCCACCAAUGUUUGGACCUUACUAUUUCAUUGCAUCCCCAUAUCCUUUUCCAGCCAUUGAAGGAAGAUCCACAAUGAGUGUUGGACUGAAAGUUGGAAUAGCAGCUGGUUGUGCACUGCUGGUCAUUGGACUUAUUGUUGUGACCAUCUAUGCCUUGAGACAAAGAAGACGUGCUGAAAGGGCCAUUGAACGAAGCAAACCUUUCGCAUCAUGGACACGCAACGGAGAUGAAAGCAGUGAGGCACCACAACUGAAGGGAGCAAGAUGGUUCUCUUAUGAAGAACUGAAAAGAUGUACUAAUAACUUUUCUGUAUCUAAUGAGGUUGGUUCUGGAGGUUAUGGAAAGGUCUAUAGAGGAAUGCUUCCAGGUGGACAGAUAGUUGCAAUCAAGAGGGCACAACAAGGAUCAACACAAGGUGCUGUUGAAUUCAAGACUGAGAUUGAGUUGCUGUCAAGAGUUCAUCACAAAAACUUAGUAUCACUAGUGGGUUUCUGCUUCGAUCAAGGGGAGCAGAUGUUGGUAUAUGAAUUCAUUCCAAAUGGAACACUAAGAGAGAGCCUCUCUGGGAAAAGUGGGAUACUGCUUGAUUGGAGGAGGAGGCUGCGAAUUGCACUUGGUUCGGCAAGAGGAUUGGCAUAUCUUCAUGAACUAGCUGAUCCUCCAAUCAUACACAGGGAUGUUAAGUCAAGUAACAUCCUGUUAGAUGAACACUUAAACGCAAAGGUUGCAGAUUUUGGCCUUUCAAAGUUGAUGUCGGACACUGAAAAGGGCCAUGUCUCUACUCAAGUCAAAGGAACCCUGGGCUACCUUGAUCCUGAAUACUACAUGACACAACAAUUGACGGACAAAAGUGACGUUUACAGCUUCGGAGUGGUGAUGCUGGAGAUGGUAACUGCUAAGCAACCAAUUGAGAAAGGGAAGUACAUUGUUCGUGAGGUGAAGAUGGCAAUAGAUGCUAAUGAUGAAGAAUUUUAUGGCCUAAAGGAGUUGAUGGAUCCUGUAAUUCAAAUUGCAGCAAGUAAUCUCAUAGCAUUCAGGAAAUUCAUAGAGUUGGCACUGAGGUGCCUAGAAGAAUUAGCUGUAGGUCGUCCGACCAUGAGUGACAUAGUGAAGGAGAUAGAGAUGAUGUUGCAUGAUGAUGGUCUAAGCACAAUCUCUCAGUCAGCAUCUUCAUCUGCCACAGACAUGGGGAAUUCAAAAGGCAUUCGCUGUCAUCCUUACAUUUCUGGCCCAAAAAAGGAUGUGAGUGAGGAUGCCUUCGAAUACAGUGGUGGCUACUCAUUCUCUGGAAAACUCGAACCAAAGUGACAAGGCAACUCCUUGAAGAUUAUCUAAUCUAUAUACGGAUUAUGGUCAGUACAAUGUUUUCGAUGGUAUCUGUGUGUACAACUGUAAAAGGAAAAAAAAAAGUUUUCUAGGUUGGGAAGGGAUUACAUUAAGAACUAUUAUUUCUCUUACAAA
This is a messenger RNA of Zingiber officinale, 3400 nucleotides long. RefSeq names its product leucine-rich repeat receptor protein kinase HPCA1-like. Bases 356 to 3247 code for a protein of 963 amino acids. Lineage: Eukaryota; Viridiplantae; Streptophyta; Magnoliopsida; Zingiberales; Zingiberaceae. The transcript is spliced from 20 exons. Gene Ontology annotation, biological process: protein phosphorylation. The record is from RefSeq and is a predicted model, not a curated record. Gene Ontology annotation, molecular function: protein kinase activity; ATP binding; protein binding.